Messenger RNA from Aspergillus puulaauensis, 2283 nucleotides. Its product is annotated as RNA-processing protein PTA1. Bases 1 to 2283 code for a protein of 760 amino acids. Gene Ontology annotation, cellular component: mRNA cleavage and polyadenylation specificity factor complex. Lineage: Eukaryota; Fungi; Ascomycota; Eurotiomycetes; Eurotiales; Aspergillaceae. The record is from RefSeq and is a predicted model, not a curated record. The transcript has 8 exons.
AUGGCUCAGUCGGGAGACCAGGUCGUCGACCAGAUCGCGCAGCUAAAUGCUGCUCGUAAUCUUGUUCUAGGAGACGCCGCUUUUUACCCUCAGAUUGUGAACGGAGUCCUCCCAAUUGUCGGUGCGCACGCGCGAGUGGAAUUACGACGAUGGGGAACCGAAUUCCUGGCCGAGACGUUUGCUAGUCCCGCGUUUGCUGCGGCGCAGAAGGAACAGUUGGCUACAAAUGUGUUGCAGACAGUACGGAGUAUAUUGGAAUUACCAGAAGGAGAUCAAUUGGUCUUGAGAAAUAUAGCCCAGACCGCUGCCAGUUUAUAUCCGCUGGUUUUUAGGCAUAUUAUCAACCACCCCGAAGACAAGCAAUCGUGGGAACACAUCGAAGCUAUCAAGCAGGAUCUUCUGCGGAGGUGGGACUCGUUUUCAUAUCCGGUCAAAGUAUGCUGCAUCAAAUUCGCCCAGCGAGUCGUCUUAGUGCAGACGCACGGCUUAAUAGCGGACCCCAGGCGACCUGAACAAAACGAGACGUCCUUAGCCAUUGUUCCUCGAAACCACUCCAUACUCUCUCUACCUAAUCUCGAAGCAGAAGCCUCUGGGCUACUAGACAGGAUCUUGACUGUCUUUCAAGAGGAUGCAUGUGACCCUAUUCUCGUGAAUGCGACAUUGAACUGCCUCGCUGCCCUCGCCCGAUCUCGACAAUCCAUUGGGAACAAGAUUGUAAAUGCUAUUCUCGGUUUCUUCCCCGCACGGUACACACGCUCGCCCGUGACGCCUACCGUACGAGUCGGCGUCAAAUCUAUGGAAAGGACUGCUCGAGCUGUGCUUAUAAACAUUAUCAAGAGGAACCCCAGCCAUCCUCUCGCGAGUAAGAUGCAGCAACAUAUCGAACGACUAAUGCAAUCUCGUAUGGAACCCGUUGAUGAUACAUCGCGGAAGCGAGGACUACCAACUGAACCAACAGACGGGCUGGAUGCUGCUAAACGAGCGAGGCUGGAUGCCGAAACGCCUCCUCUUAUUAAAGUACCACCUCUUCCGCCAGGUAGAGUAAGCUUUGCACAGCUAUUUACUCUAACUGAGGACUCCGGCCUAUCCUCAUUCGAUGUAAAACAACUACCAGCAGACCUCUUGGUCAAAAUGGUUGUCCCUCUGCUAGCGCGUGUUGAUCAGUCACCACUAAACCAAGCUGUUGAUGCUAUACGGGUGCGAUACCAGACAGUUCUGAAACAACAAAUGACACAGCCGCAACCUGCUGCUGAGGAUGAUGACGAUUACGAGCCCGAAUAUGAUCCCAUGGACGUCCCAACAUCAACUGUGGAUCAACCCGGUGCACUGUCGGCUGAUCUGCCAGCGGAACAGCCCGAUCUUGUGUCGCUCGGACCGUUUGUCUUGCCACGCCCUCCUCCAUUAAGUGAGGAACAAGCGGCUGAAGCUGGUCGAGGUGCCGUAUCCAGAGUUUUUGGCAUGCUGGGAUCAGCCACUUUAGCUCCAAACGUCGUGAAAGGCCAGAGCCAACAACUCGGCUUCUCCAGGUUAGCAGGUAGUACGUUCGACCGUGAUGCCUGGGUUACAUUACUCACCCGGCUUGCAACUCGAGCUCCGGCUGGGUUAGAGGGACCGAAACAGGAAACGGAUGGUUCGAGGAGGAAGAAACCCACGAUUUCGGAUACAAUACGAGAGACUCUCUACCGCUAUAUACUUGAAGACUUCAGGGGGCGAGUGAAUACUGGUAUCAUGUGGCUCAACGAGGAAUGGUACAACGACCGUCUUCAAAUGAAGGCUGCUUCGUCUAAUAAAACAGACAAAGACGAAGAGGUUUCGGUACAACUGCAUUACGAUCACUGGGUCUUACGCCUGCUGGACGGCUUUUUGCCUUACCUGGAUUCCCGGGAUAUCAAAAUCUUCAUCCGGUUUUUAAGUGAAAUCCCAGAAGUAACGAUUCCAAUCGCCAAACGCAUAGCCAGCCUUGCGAAGGAUCCUGAGCGAGUGAAUCUCUGUGUCCAAUCCUUCAUGUACUUGAUCAUGUUCCGUCCUCCGGCGCGAGAAAUAUGUCUCGACGCCUUGGAAGAAGUUUAUCAAAACUAUGAGGAAUCACGUCCGUCCGCUGGGAAAGUCCUAUCUAGGUGGCGCCCACAAAGAAUUGAGCAGCUACAAGCGGAACAGACAACCUUGGUGAACCGCACCGUUGAACAGCAGCCGCCAAAUACAUCAACCACAAAUGGUACGAAAGAUCCAAGAACGGCCCAUCUAGGUGGAUCUCAAUCAUCAUCCGAUGUCACAGUCUCUUGA